AUGUACAAAAAGAAGUUUCAAAUGAAAUUUCAAGUAAAUAAAAACACUGCAUAUUGUCUCCACAAAUUGUCAGGAAUCUCAUCCUUAAUGAAUUUUUUAGUGUUGAUAAUUGUUUGUCAUUUUGUUUAUCCAGUAAUGAAACCUUUUAUUUUCACCGGUGGUGCUGGACUUCGAAAUAUAGUCUUAUUAAUUCUUCCAAUCUCGGCAACUAUUAGGGGCAUUGUUUAUCAAAAUGCGGUUUCUCCGCGCCUUCUUAAGUCUGCCGUUUUUUAUUUUUAUAUUCUCCGAUUUUGCUUUCCGUAUCCUCAUUCACUCUCAUCUAAUUCUUAA
Molecule: messenger RNA, 330 nt
Organism: Echinococcus granulosus
Lineage: Eukaryota; Metazoa; Platyhelminthes; Cestoda; Cyclophyllidea; Taeniidae
Exons: 2
Coding region: 1-330 (109 amino acids)
Source: RefSeq, a predicted model, not a curated record